This is a messenger RNA of Zygosaccharomyces rouxii, 351 nucleotides long. It is a transcript of the gene HRT1, whose product is annotated as SCF ubiquitin ligase complex subunit HRT1. Gene Ontology annotation, molecular function: cullin family protein binding; zinc ion binding; ubiquitin protein ligase activity. The transcript has a single exon. Lineage: Eukaryota; Fungi; Ascomycota; Saccharomycetes; Saccharomycetales; Saccharomycetaceae. The coding region runs from base 1 to 351 and encodes 116 amino acids. Gene Ontology annotation, biological process: ubiquitin-dependent protein catabolic process; protein ubiquitination. Gene Ontology annotation, cellular component: cullin-RING ubiquitin ligase complex; nucleus. The record is from RefSeq and is a predicted model, not a curated record.
AUGAGUGACGUGGAGAAUAUGGAUGUAACACCUGAAGGUUCAGAACCUACUGCUGUUGAAAACACACAAAAACCAAAGCACAAGAAGUUUGAAAUCAAAAAAUGGACAGCCGUUGCAUUUUGGUCCUGGGAUAUUGCAGUGGAUAACUGUGCCAUUUGUAGGAAUCACAUUAUGGAACCAUGUAUUGAGUGUCAACCUAUGGCCAUGACCGAUACCGAUAACGAAUGUGUUGCCGCAUGGGGGGUUUGUAACCAUGCAUUCCAUCUACACUGUAUCAAUAAAUGGAUCAAGACAAGAGAUGCAUGUCCACUAGAUAAUCAACCAUGGCAGCUAGCACGUUGUGGUAGGUGA